CAUCAAGAAUAGAUGGUUCUACAAUCCUGCCAGAAACCUACUUAAGAUUCUCAGCAAAAGGAUAAUCAUUUUGCCACAUCUUUUCGCGUUGAUUUUUCCUGGGGGUCACCAGAAAAGCAUCAAUUCAUGCCUAGUCUACUAGUCACAGUUCCUUUCUCACCAGUUAGCAAUGUCCAGAAGAGAAUGAUUCCUUUUUGCUUUACACUCUUCAUGAUAUUCCCAGGGAAUUUGUCCACUCCUUUCUCUAAAGGACUCCUCUCACACUAUAAGAUGCCGACCCCCUAAAACUGCCUCCCAGAAAAUUCCAAAAUCAUAACAUUUUUUUUUGGUUGUUUUGUAAUGAGUGGUUGCAUUAAACUUGAAGUUCAAACAGAAGAUCAAACUCCCCAGAAAUGGUGCAUUUCAUUAGCCGAAGACGUGUUCAAGAGGUUUCUCUCCCAGGGUAGUCCAACAGUGCAUAAGGUAUUUGGAGAAGGAUCAUUAUUUAGUCCCCUGUUGUUUGGAAAAUACUUUGAUCCGUCCGACGCCUUUCCUCUCUGGGAUUUUGAAUCAGAUAGCCUGUUAUCUAAUCUAAGGAACGCUGGCAAGAGCAUAGUUGAUUGGUUUCAGACAGACCAGGCUUAUGUACUUAAAGCAGAACUACCAGCAGGAGUAGGGAAAACUAAUGUUCAAAUCCAUGUUGACAAUGGGAAAAUUCUGGAAAUUAGUGGACAACUAAACCAGCAAAGAGAAUCCAAGACAAAGGAUUGGAGAAGCUGCAAUUGGUGGGAAUAUGGAUAUGUAAGGAGGCUUGAGCUGCCAGAAGAUGCAUAUUGGAGAAGAAUAGAGGCAUACCUGAGCAACGAUGUGCUUCUAGAGAUUAGAAUUCCCAGAAAUCCUUUGCAUAGUGAUACUCCUGAAGAUGCAGUGGGCAAAAAUUCAGAAUGAAUGUGAAACAAAUGACACACACUGCUAAGAACACGAUAAUCUUGACAUAAUGAAAACUUCUACUAUGUGAGUGCA
This is a messenger RNA of Theobroma cacao (cacao), 1002 nucleotides long. RefSeq names its product HSP20-like chaperones superfamily protein. NCBI's taxonomy places the organism in Eukaryota, Viridiplantae, Streptophyta, Magnoliopsida, Malvales, Malvaceae. The record is from RefSeq and is a predicted model, not a curated record.